This is a messenger RNA of Penicillium verrucosum, 750 nucleotides long. RefSeq lists its product as uncharacterized. Bases 1 to 750 code for a protein of 249 amino acids. Lineage: Eukaryota; Fungi; Ascomycota; Eurotiomycetes; Eurotiales; Aspergillaceae. The record is from RefSeq and is a predicted model, not a curated record. The transcript is spliced from 3 exons.
AUGGAGCCCUUUGAUCCUUUGAUAUAUAUAUUUCUCACGAUUCCUACCUAUUAUACCUUAUACCCCUACUACGGUUAUAUUCCUAAAGGGAAAGGAAAAGCCGCUAGUAUCCGGAAGCAUAUUAGAAAUAAGUCUAAUCGUAAAGCUUUUACUAGCGAUAACGCGGAUAGCGAUCAAGGAUCUACCGGUUCCGAUAAUUCUAACGACGAUAGUAGCGUUGGUCCUAGCCCUACGACGAAGGCCGCUACUACUACUAAGGCCGCUAGUAGUAAGGCCGCUGGUAGUAAGGCCGCUGGUAGUAAGGCCGCUGGUGGUAAGGCCGCUGGUGGUAAGGCCGCUAGUAGUAAGGCCGCUAGUGGUAAGGCCCCUGCCGGUAAGGCCCCUGCCGGUAAGGCCCCUGCCGGAAAAGCCCCUACUAGAAAAGCCCCUGCCGGUAAGGCCCCUACCGGUAAGGCCCCUACCGGUAAGGCCCCUACUAGUAUAGGCCCUGCCGGCAAAGCUCCUGCUGGUAUAGGCCCUGCCGGUAAAGCUCCUACUAGUGUAGGCCCUACCGGUAAGGCCCCUGCCGGUAAGGCCCCUGCCGGUAAAGGUAAGGGAAAAGCCGUAGCUAUCGGUAAUAGUGAUAGUGCGGGUGAUAGUGAUGGUAAUGGUGAUGGUAAUAGUGAUGGUGAUGGUGAUAGUAGUAGUGAUAGCGAUAGCGAUAACGAAGAGCAAGGGGAAGAGGAAGAGGAAGACGAUAACGAUACCUAG